UAAUGACACCCAGCUCAUCUAUGUGGGUGCUUUGUGUAAGUGCAUGGCACACGAAGCGAGAGAGAGCGAGUGAGCGAGAGAGCGAGGCAGGGCGGGUGGUAAAUGGUAAAACUGCACCACAGGAUGCAGUUGUUUCCUAUAUACCAGCUUUCCCUCAUGAGCUGCCCUGAUGAACCAACCCGCCAGUACACCCCACCACUGCUCUGCACCCGCACGGAAACAGCGUGGAACCUGCCUGGACCUUUGUGAUCCCAGCAACAUGAGCUUCUUCCGCGAGGGUGGAAAGACUCUGUCCUCCAUCGGCAUCCUGUCCACGUUUUCUGCAAGAAGCCCCACGCGCCAUCUGUUCAAGGCCCUCACUGUGGUCUUCAGCCUCAGCACCUAUGUUGUGUACCUCUGGGCCGUGACCCUGUACAACAGUGGCGGAAGACUUGCCACUAAUCAUCGCAACCUCACCAUCCUCCUGUGGCACUGGCCAUUCAGGAAGCCGUACAACCUGGCUGGAGACGUUUGCGGCGACUGGUACAGCAUACCCGGCUGCCUCUUGAAGGACAACCGUAGCCUGUUCCACCAGGCCGAUAUCGUGGUCUUCCACCACACCGAGCUAAAAACGAGAUCCUCGGGCCUUCCGCUUCAUUUGCCGCGUCCACCCAGACAGAAGUGGGUGUGGAUGUCCCUGGAGUCCCCAGCCACCAAUCAAGACCUGACCUCCUUCAAUGGCCUGUUUAACUGGACGAUGUCUUACCGGCUGGACGCCGACAUCUUCAUCCCCUAUGGAAAGCUGAUCCCCAGGACGAGUCAGGAAGAUUACACUGUUCCCAACAAGAACUGCCUAGUGUGCUGGGUGGUCAGCAACUUCCAGGCGAAACAUAAGAGGACCGCGGUCUACAGGAGCCUGAGACAGUUGAUCCCCAUUGAGGUGUACGGGAUGUUGGCGAAGAAGCGGCUGCCUGCCAGUCAACUCCUGCCCACGAUCUCUCGUUGCCGCUUCUACCUGGCUUUUGAAAACUCCCAAUCCAGGGAUUACAUCACUGAGAAGCUGUGGCGAAACUCCUUCCAGGCAGGCACCGUGCCUGUAGUGCUGGGCCCGCCGCGGCCCAACUACGAAGCCAUGGUGCCGGGCAACUCCUUCAUCCACGUGGACGACUUCAACUCCACUGCGGAGUUGGCCCGGUUCCUUAUCCAGCUGGCGUCCGAUGAAGAGCGCUACCGCUCCUACUUCCGGUGGCACCGGCACUACGACGUCAAGCUCUACACGGAUUGGAGGGAAAGACUUUGCAGUAUUUGCGCCCGCUACAACCAGCUACCUCACAACAAGGUGUAUCAUGACCUAAACUCCUGGGCCAACAAGACCAUGUGACCAUAUGGUUCUGCAUCAUAUUGCAAAGCUCUUCUGGAAUUUAAACACUGAUGAAAA
Molecule: messenger RNA, 1417 nt
Organism: Scleropages formosus (Asian bonytongue)
Lineage: Eukaryota; Metazoa; Chordata; Actinopteri; Osteoglossiformes; Osteoglossidae
Product: alpha-(1,3)-fucosyltransferase 7
Exons: 2
Coding region: 170-1360 (396 amino acids)
Cellular component (GO): membrane
Molecular function (GO): alpha-(1->3)-fucosyltransferase activity
Source: RefSeq, a predicted model, not a curated record